ACCUUUUCUUUUCCUCGAAAGGACAAAAAAAUCAGAAAAAGGCUAAGAGGGUGUGUAGGGAGCUGCCAAUCUGAUUUAUAAGAAGGAGAAAUAUAUAACUUGUCUGUAAAGGAAGAUCACUUCAGCAAGACAUCUGGGAGUGAUAGAUUUAAUAACUUCUAUGUUGUUGUUUGUGAGUUUUUUUUUUUUGAAUUUAUUUUUGAAUAGUUUGCCAUCUUGAAAACUGAGCACUGCCUCAAAUACCCCCAUCUCUCUCAAGUGUCUGGAAUAGAGACUAUCAUCAUCUCCUCAUCAUUUUGGGGGAUCUCUUGAGAAAAUGAAGCAAAGAAUGUGCUGUCUUCUCAUUGCUAUUCUGCAGACUACAAGCUGGAUUCAUGCAUCAUCAACCACGUCUUUAGAAUCUCAUGAUUUUGUUCCUCAUCAACAAGGUACUGUUCCAGAGUUCUCGGGGGCACAUAACUUUGAGUCUAAACAGGGCGGUGUUGAAAUCGGCAAUGGUGGAGUAGGUAAUGAGCGAGAAGAAUCGUAUAGUAGUAGAAUGAUGGGAAGACUUGGAUCGAGGCCACCGAAUUGCGAACGCAAGUGCGGAGGGUGCAGGCCAUGUGUUGCCACUCAAAUCCCAGCAACGACGGAUAAACUGGGGAUUCAGUACACCAAUUAUGAGCCUGAAGGAUGGAAAUGCAAAUGUGGGUCCACUUUCUUCAAUCCAUAAAUGCUACCAUUUAAGUAUUUAAACCACCGUUUCCAUAUAGCACUCUCUUUCUUUCUCUCUCUACAUGGAUGUAUAGUCUCAUUUUGUGUUUUAUCCUCCUUAAAUUGGAAGGGAUUGGGUGCGGUGUUGAUCUUUUACGGUACUGACUGCGACACCUUAAAAAAAAGUUUAAAAAUUACGGUCCGUUUUUGUUGUGAAAGUGAAUGGAAGGAGUAGACGACUUAGCUAUAGCUAGCCAUGUGGUGCAAGUUGAAUUUUGAGUUGGACAGAGAUUCUUCAUUUUCACAUUUUCAUGGACAAUGGACGAAUUUGAGCCCAUGGACCAUUGUUGAAUUCGAUUGUAGACAUUAUUUUAGACCUUUGUUUGAGUUUUCCAGCUCCCUCAGGAUUCGGAAUCAUAAGAAUAUAAAUCAGUUU
Molecule: messenger RNA, 1129 nt
Organism: Gossypium arboreum
Lineage: Eukaryota; Viridiplantae; Streptophyta; Magnoliopsida; Malvales; Malvaceae
Product: EPIDERMAL PATTERNING FACTOR-like protein 5
Exons: 3
Coding region: 317-712 (131 amino acids)
Biological process (GO): guard cell differentiation; stomatal complex development
Source: RefSeq, a predicted model, not a curated record